ACUAUUAUCGAGUCUUUUUGAAAAGAAAAACAGACAGCUGAACAAAGUCAACGAAGCAACUCCAGGAGCAAACCAUGGAUUAUCUUGGGAUUGAUCUGAGCUGCGCGAUAGGAUCUCUUCAGAACGGUGACUUUCCGGCGAAAGAUUGUCUUCUUCCUCUCAUUUCUAAGUUGCUCGGUUACUUCGUCGUCCUUGCUUCAAUGACCGUCAAGCUUCCCCAGAUAAUGAAAGUCGUGGACAACAAGAGUGUAAAAGGGUUAAGUGUUGUAGCAUUUGAGCUAGAAGUGGUUGGUUACACAAUCUCACUUGCUUAUUGUAUUUACAAAGAGCUUCCAUUUUCAGCUUUUGGUGAACUAGCUUUUCUUUUGAUCCAAGCUUUGAUCUUGGUGGGUUGUAUCUAUUACUUCUCUCGACCUCUCUCUGUAUCAACUUGGGUCAGAGCGGUUCUUUACUUUGCUUUAGCACCAACUGUGUUAGCUGGUAAGAUUGAUCCUUUGCUAUUUGAAGCUCUUUAUGCUUCUAAGCAUUUGAUAUUUCUCUCUGCAAGAAUCCCUCAGAUUUGGAAGAAUUUCAGAAACAAAAGCACUGGACAACUUAGUUUCUUGACUUGUUUCAUGAACUUCAGUGGAGCAAUGGCGAGAGUUUUCACCAGCUAUCAGGCCAAUGCUCCGCUUAGCAUGUUUAUGGGAUUUUUUAUUGCAAUCUUCACUAAUGGAACUAUCAUGAGUCAGAUUAUUUUGUAUCGGAGCAAAGGAAAACAAGAUAAGCAAGUGAAAGGUAAAAAGAUUUCAUGAUCAUAGUCAUAUACCAGACUUUGUUAACGAGAUUUAAACGAUGUUGCAAUCAUCCAAUAAAAGUAAGCUCGUUUUCAUUCCUA
Capsella rubella is the source of this 877-nucleotide messenger RNA. RefSeq names its product mannose-P-dolichol utilization defect 1 protein homolog 1. Bases 75 to 794 code for a protein of 239 amino acids. The record is from RefSeq and is a predicted model, not a curated record. Lineage: Eukaryota; Viridiplantae; Streptophyta; Magnoliopsida; Brassicales; Brassicaceae. The transcript has 2 exons.